Molecule: messenger RNA, 1852 nt
Organism: Manihot esculenta (cassava)
Lineage: Eukaryota; Viridiplantae; Streptophyta; Magnoliopsida; Malpighiales; Euphorbiaceae
Product: berberine bridge enzyme-like 13
Exons: 1
Coding region: 45-1685 (546 amino acids)
Molecular function (GO): FAD binding; oxidoreductase activity
Source: RefSeq, a predicted model, not a curated record
CUGCAACUCAACUUCCAUGGCCACAAGCACCCUGCAAUUUCAAAAUGGUUCUUCCAAUUUCUUCCCUUCUUUCAAUCCUCCUUCUCCUUGUCCUGUCCCCUUCCUCUACAGUUUCAGUUCCAAUUCAAGAUAGUUUUCUCCAUUGUCUCACUUUCCAUUCUCCGAUUGUCAUUCCUUUCUCCACUGCCUUUUACACUCCAAAUAAUUCUUCUUUCUUUUCUUUUUUACAGUCUUCUGCUCAGAAUCUCAGGUACUUGUUGCCUUCUGUACCAAAGCCUGAAUUUAUCUUCACUCCCUUGCAUGAAACCCAUAUCCAGGCUGCUGUUAUCUGCUCAAAACAGCUUGGAAUUCACAUCAGAGUUCGCAGUGGAGGCCAUGAUUAUGAGGGUGUUUCUUAUGCUUCUGAAAUUGAAACGCCUUUCAUCAUUGUAGACCUUUCAAGGCUUCGUUCUGUCACUGUUGAUAUUGAAGAUAACAGUGCAUGGGCUCAGGCUGGUGCUACAGUUGGUGAAGCUUACUAUAGAAUUGCUGAAAAAAGCAAAAUUCAUGGCUUCCCAGCUGGCCUUUGCUCCAGCUUAGGGAUUGGUGGGCAUAUUACUGGAGGUGCUUAUGGUUCCAUGAUGAGAAAGUACGGUCUCGGUGCUGAUAAUGUCAUCGAUGCUCGUAUAAUCGAUGCCAAUGGCAGAGUUCUUGAUCGACAAGCCAUGGGAGAAGAUCUCUUUUGGGCUAUUAGAGGAGGCGGAGGAGGUAGCUUUGGAAUCAUUGUUGCUUGGAAACUUAAAUUGGUUCCGGUACCGGAAACUGUUACAGUUUUUACGGUUACCAAGACAUUGGAAGAAGGUGGGACUUCAAUCCUUUACCGGUGGCAGCAAGUUGCAGAUAAACUCGAUGAGGAUCUCUUCAUCAGAGUCAUCAUACAACCGGCAGCUAUAGGCAACAGUACUAAAAGAACUGUAACAACUUCCUACAAUGCCCUGUUUCUUGGAGAUGCAAACAGACUCCUCCAAGUGAUGCAAAGCAGCUUUCCUGAAUUGGGUUUGACAAGAAAAGAUUGUAUGGAAACAAGCUGGAUCGGAUCAGUGCUAUACAUCGCCGGCUACCCAAGCACUACACCUCCAGAAGUUUUACUUCAGGGGAAGUCUCUGUUCAAAAACUACUUCAAGGCAAAAUCAGAUUUUGUCAGAGAACCCAUUCCUGAAACAGGACUUGAGGGACUCUGGCAAAGGUUAUUAGAGGAAGAAAGUCCAUUGAUGAUAUGGAAUCCUUAUGGAGGAAUGAUGAGUAGAAUUUCAGAGUCAGAAAUCCCAUUCCCUCACAGAAAGGGAACCUUGUUUAAGAUCCAGUACUUAUCAAACUGGCAAGAUGGAGAAAAGAAUGCAGAGAAGCACAUGAAUUGGAUUAGAAAGCUUUACAACUACAUGACACCAUAUGUUUCCAUGUUUCCAAGAACUGCAUAUGUAAAUUACAGAGACCUUGAUUUAGGAAUGAACAAGAAGACAAACACUAGCUUUAUGGAAGCGGCUGCUUGGGGGAACAAGUACUUUAAGGACAACUUCAAUAAACUAGUAAAAGUGAAGACCAAUGUUGAUCCAGACAAUUUUUUCAGACAUGAACAGAGCAUUCCACCUCUUCCAAUUUCUUUGAGAAGACAAAGAAGAGGAAGAGGAGGAGGAAGGAAAGAUUAGAGAUUUAAGUUUAGCUUCUGGAUGCAUGUGUCCCUAAAUUUGUUUGGCCAAUUAAAGGGGAAUAAUAAUUUUUAUAGAAAAUAUAUGGUCUAAGGGUGUUGUUGAAAAGUUUCUUUAAGGGUUUUGUUUAACAAGAUACUUUGUUUCUCUUGCUCUAUUUUGUUGUA